This is a messenger RNA of Rasamsonia emersonii CBS 393.64, 2610 nucleotides long. RefSeq names its product PA and RING finger domain protein. The transcript has 3 exons. The record is from RefSeq and is a predicted model, not a curated record. Bases 1 to 2610 code for a protein of 869 amino acids. NCBI's taxonomy places the organism in Eukaryota, Fungi, Ascomycota, Eurotiomycetes, Eurotiales, Trichocomaceae.
AUGCGGCCACCGCGCCUUUUACUUCUCCUAUUCUGCUUCAUCUUCCUCCCGAUCCUCCUUACCUUCCUCUCUCUUCUCACCGCAGAACCUCAUCGUGGCGCCGAUGCCAACGCUCCUCUCGCUGGUCGAACGAGCCGGUUGCGCGCCCUCUUCUCUUUCAACGCUCCUGCCUCUCUUUUCCCCCCAUCCGCCAUCAUCAGUCUGACCGAUGACAACUCCACCUUCUUCUUGGCCAGACCUGCAGCGUUUGGCCCGUUGUUACCAGCCAAGGGACUCAGCGGCCAGCUUUGGGUAGGAAGCGGGUUUGGCGAUGACACCCUCCGGAACGGAGGCGCUACCGCUGGCUCUGCGGGAGAGCUCGGUUGCUCGGAUGUCCCAGGCUGGGGAGAGAAAGAUGGCCAGCUGAAGCAAGACAAGGCGGCAAAGGAAACGGAAAAGAAGAAAUCCAAUUCUCAAUCUGCCACCGACCCUUCCAGUGACGACGGCCCCUCGCUCAGCCGCAGGAACGACCCUGCCACCGAGUCAGCUGGGCCUAAAGAUGGCAGCCUUGAGAAUCCCCCAUCUGCUGAUGACGGGACGGACGACCAUUUGCACCACCCUCUCACGGGGUCAAGCUUUCCUGGCCCUAGCAAUUCCGACGGUUCGGGCGAGAAGGGUCAACCUGCAACACACGCGGAUAUCCAGUCUCUGCAAGAAAGUGCGGAGAUCGCGGGCAAGGUUGUAUUGCUGAGCAGAGGCGGGUGUGGCUUUUUAGAGAAGGCCAAAUGGGUCCAGCGACGCGGCGGAGUGGCCCUGAUCGUUGGCGAUGACACGAAGGGAGGGAGUCUGGUUACGAUAUUGGUUAUGGUGAAAGCAUUGGCAAGAGCCCCUCGAACAAAGGCAAACAGGGAGUCCGGUUCGAGUCCUACGACCAAGGCCACCUCCACUCCGACAUCUCACCGCACUUCCAAACAAGAUGGGGCUCUGGGUGAAACCUCUGGUGGUAGAGGUUCCGGAUUUCUACAUACCCUAUUGUCUUUUGUUGGGCUGGGGAGUGACAAUGGGUACCCCUGGCACCUACCUGAGGAUAGCCGCCGGCCACCAAGCAGUGGCAGCAUCGACUGGGUUUUGGUUGACGACUGGGAUGAGGAUGAAACUUCCGGCAAAGUUAAGGCAUCAGCUGACACCAAGGAUGGAAGCAAAAAGGGCCGUCCCCAGCUGAACGGGCCGAAGAAAUCAGGGAACAAGCCAUCUAACUUCGAUGGAGACGGCUUUGAGAUUGGAGUGCAAGACUGGCGGGAUCCGGAUCUUGUACCUCCAAAGAGUUCUUCACUGCCGAAGCCUAGCUCUGGUCCCGGAAAGGCGGAUUCCAAAACCCAGGGGGAUAACAGUCGCGACGGAGACAAGAAGACGCAGUCCAGCUCUCGCCUCAAGGGUGGCAGCAUCACCCCCGGGAGCGGUGAAUACGUGCGUCCUGACAAGUCCACUGACCUCAGCAAAAGCGACAAUCAAGGUCCGAGCAAUGCAGCGGCUAAUCCAAAGUUUGGGAGCUCGCAGGUGGAAGAAGAGAGCUGGUUUUCUAGACACUUCCACUGGGCUCAGAAUAGCGAUUCUGAAUCUGAAAGAUCUGCCACAACGCCAGGCAGCCGGCAAGGUAGCAAAGGUGGAAAGAUCUCCCAGAUUUCUAGCUCUGCCGAGCAAUCACCUGGAGAAGGAGACCCAGAUUUUGAAGGACAUGAGGGUCUCUGGGUCACGUUGACGCCGACCAGCAUGUCGACCAGUCCGUUCUUUGACACACUGCUCGUAUUGGUAGUGAGUCCAUUGAUCACGCUGACAGUUGUUUACGGACUGCUACUUCUCCGGUCUCGUAUCCGCCGACGACGAUGGCGGGCGCCGAAAUCGGUCGUUGAUCGACUUCCCGUGAGGACCUAUCACACCAUUCCAUCCCAGUCGUCGACAGCAUCGAGCACUCCUCGGUCACCAAGUCCCGGUGCUACUUCCACAUCACCAUUGCUUGGUUCCAGAUCCCAGAGCGCCUCCGGGCGGGCUCGGCCGCGCUCUCAGACUAUCUCAGGAGCUGUGAACUCGACGGAGGUGACGAGGGAAGCUACGUCUUCUACCGGAGAGAAGCAAGGCUCUGGCUCUAGUUUGUGGCGGCGCAAGUAUACUGGGAGACAAGUCGAGUGUGUUGUCUGCCUGGAAGAGUACAUUGAUGGACAGAGCAGAGUGAUGAGCCUCCCGUGUGGCCACGAGUUUCACGCAGAGUGCAUCACUCCCUGGUUGACGACGCGUCGACGGACUUGCCCGAUAUGCAAAGGAGACGUUGUGCGAUCCCUGUCUCAGAGAGACUCGGGCGCCAUGGACUCCCGCGCCCAAAACGAACAGACUGCGGACGACACGCAGUCCCGCGGUUUUGAUGGUCGCAGUGACUCACAUUCUGCUGCCGUUCCGAUAACGGGGGGCUUGGGAGAUGACUCGAGUCUGGAACACGGCGAAGGCCCAGGUUCUCCUCUCCUUUCUGGCAAUGCUUCCGCGCCGCAAUCGAGCUGGCGGAACUUUGCAUCCCUGAGCUUCUCUGCCCUCAGCGGUGAUACAAUCUGGCAUCAAGCUCGUACCGAUAGGAACCGAUAG